UAGUGCGCCGUAGACACAGCAUGCUUACAGUUUAAAUCUGAUUUCAAAUGGAUCGGUUGUUUGCCAGUGCUAAAAUGUUUUAAAUGUCUCUCACAUCUGAGUGUAUUUCUGGCUUCUUCCUCAAUUGCAAGGCGUUGGAGCCCAGGGUCCGCUUGAAACCCGCUCCGCGUUUUGUUUUAAGCAACGUAACAACGUAGGAAAGUGAAAGGAUAAGUGUAAAGAUGAAGAAUUUCUGCCGUUGGAGCCCCGUCCUAGUCGUUUCAUUAAGUUUCCUAUUUAUUUGUCUGCUACUAUCGACCAUCACUGUUGCUGUUCACGCCAAGCUCAAGAAUAACGAGAGAGAUGAUACUAAGAGCUCGGUAAACUACAGACUUCCACGUCGAAUUAUUCCCUUACAUUACAAAUUGGAUCUACGACCCAAUAUGCAAAAUAAGACGUUCGAAGGAAAAGUGAAUAUAAUGGUUAAAACAUUGGAACCCACAGAUAGUAUAACACUACACUCCAAUAAAUUAAAUAUAAACUCAGUGUCUUUGAAGGAUGUCUCCGGAAAAAACAUCGUAUUAUCCUCAAAUCUGACGAAUGACAAAAGACAAUUUUUAAAUAUUUAUUUGACACAUGAAGUUAAGGCGGACUCUUACGUAUUGGAUAUAGAUUUUUCUGGAAGCCUGAAUGGUUUGGUUGGAUUUUAUGCGAGCACAUUAAAAAACUCAAAAAAGAUGGUUGCGAGUAAGUUCCAGCCCACAUAUGCGCGUCAAGCAUUUCCCUGCUUUGAUGAGCCAGAUUUCAAAGCCACUUUUGAUAUUACUCUCACCAAACCUACAUCCUAUGUGGCACUCUCUAAUAUGAAUGAGGUAUCCAGAGUGAGGGAUGAUGUAUUGGACAUGGAUUCUGUAACAUUUGCACGCAGUGUGCCAAUGUCAACUUAUCUUGCGUGUUUCGUUGUCUGUGAUUUUGACUUCAAAGAAACAGAAGUUGAUUCAAUGGGAAUUGGUAAAAACUUUGUACUGCGCUCCUUUGCCCAAAAAGGCCAGACAAAUAAGAUAGAUUUUGCUCUAGACAUUGGGAAGAGAGUAACAGAAUUCUACAUUAAAUACUAUGAAGUGCCAUUUCCACUUCCCAAAUUAGAUAUGAUUGCGAUUCCCGACUACCAAUCAGGCGCCACGGAGCACUGGGGUCUGAUUACAUACCGGGAGACGUCAUUCUUAGUAGAUGAGACCACGUCUUCCUCCCGAAAUAAGGUUGCUGUAGCUAACACAAUUGCACAUGAGUUGGCUCACAUGUGGUUCGGAAACCUGGUGACAUUGAAAUGGUGGGAUGAACUCUGGCUGAACGAAGGAUUUGCGACUUACAUGCAAGUGAAAGCCUUGGACUCUGUGGAGCCUUCUUGGACAAUGUUGGACCAGUUCCUAACGAAAACGCUCCAUUCGGUACUGGUGACGGACGCCAAGCUGUCCAGCCACCCCAUCGUGCAGACCGUGGACACUCCGGACCAAAUCACUUCCAUUUUUGACGCCAUAUCUUAUAACAAAGGUUCGUCAGUGUUGCGUAUGUUGGAAGGCUUCGUUGGCGCGGAGAACUUUCGCCGCGGCGUCUCGGACUAUCUCAAGAAGUACAUGUUCGGGAACACGGUCACUCAGGACCUGCUGUCGUCCUUGGAGCCCUACUUCAAGGUCGACAACCCUCAACUGGAUCUCAAGUAUAUAAUGGAUACGUGGACACGCCAAAUGGGCUACCCUCUCCUCACAUUGGCAAAGGGCAAGGACCCUAACACCUUCGUCAUUACACAGUCGCGCUUCUUGCUCAACCCCGACGCUAAAUAUGAAAACGAUUCAGAGUACAAUUAUCGUUGGUUUGUGCCAAUAACGUACAAGACUAACAAAGGAACGAGCGAAAAAAUUUUAUGGUUUUCGGAUAAAGCGAAUGAAGUGACCUUGAAAUUAAAUGCCGACGAAAGCUGGCUGAAAAUUAAUAACAAUCAAGUUGGUUACUACCGUGUCAACUAUCCGGAAGAUAUGUGGCGGGAACUUAUUGAACAGCUCAAGGAAAAGACAAACAAACAGCUCACAAUAUCGGAUCGAGCGCAUUUACUAAACGAAGUUUUCGCCCUCGCAGAGGCGCGCGUGGUGCCCUACGAGCUGGCCCUGGACCUCACCUGCUACCUGCCUCAGGAACAGGAUUACGUCCCGUGGAAUACCGCCACGGCUAUCUUUACAGACCUCUCGAAGAAACUACGUAACACGCCGGCUUACGAUGAUCUAAUGGUGUAUGUACAAAAGUUGAUAACACCAUUGUAUGAAUCGCAAAGCUGGGAGAAGAUCUCAGGAAGUAUUAUCGAUGGGUUGCUUCGCUCGAAGGUUCUUCGAACGGCAGCGUGGUGUUCAUUACCAGCGGCCGUAGAGCGCGUGCGCUCGCAGCUGCGCGCCUGGCUGCGGCACCCCGCCUCGCUCGCCGCGGGGAUAGAGCCCGACUUGCGGGACUUCGUCUAUUAUGAGGGAAUGAAGUCAGCAACUCAGGAAGAGUGGGACAGGAUGUGGGAGAUCUACCAGCGCGAGGAGGAUGCGCAGGAGCAGGCCAAGCUGCGCGCUGCGCUCUCUGCGCCGAGCGACACCAGUAUACUGAUGAGGUACUUAACCCUCAGCUGGGAUGAGAAGAACAUUCGAAGCCAGGACUAUCUGAACGUAUUGCAGCAUAUCGCGAUGAAUCCAUCUGGCACUUCACUAGUUUGGAGCGAGGUGCGGGCAAACUGGCCUCGACUAGUGGAACGGUUCACGCUGAACAGCCGAUACCUCGGAGGGUUGAUACCUGGGAUCACUAGCAGCUUCAACACUGACGCUCAGCUGAAAGAGAUGGAAGACUUUUUCGCCCAGUACCCUCAGGCAGGGGCGGGCGAAACGGCACGAAGACGCGCUUUAGAGACCGUGCGAAACAAUGUUCAAUGGCACAACACACAACAAGAAAAAGUUGCCGCCUGGCUUCGCAAGCCCACUAUGUAAUCUAUACCCUAAUUACAACACCGUUAAAUUGAAAAUAUACUGUUUGAUUGUACUCAUUAUUCGAAAUCAAAACUGAAUCUCGAAUUAAUCGAUCCAAUAUAAGAAGUUACGGAUCCUUAAAAAGGUCAUAUUUUUUCUAGAAGCUUUAACUUGCUUUGUUUUAGACAUAUUUUUUAACGUUAUAUAUUGACCUUCCCUUAGAAUAAUAAUUAUAAAUAAUAAUUGUCAGAAUUUUUUGACGUCAAAUAAAACUAUGAAUGAUCUUUUUUUAUUUUAAUUUGUACAAGUACCUUGAAUUGAAAAGUGCAAAAUUGCACAAAGUCUUCUAUAGUAGAAAUAUAUGGUGAAAUAAAUAGAAAAUUUAAAAUU
This is a messenger RNA of Plodia interpunctella (Indianmeal moth), 3362 nucleotides long. Its product is annotated as glutamyl aminopeptidase-like. Gene Ontology annotation, cellular component: cytoplasm. Gene Ontology annotation, molecular function: metalloaminopeptidase activity; zinc ion binding; peptide binding. Gene Ontology annotation, biological process: peptide catabolic process; proteolysis. NCBI's taxonomy places the organism in Eukaryota, Metazoa, Arthropoda, Insecta, Lepidoptera, Pyralidae. The coding region runs from base 222 to 2993 and encodes 923 amino acids. The transcript is spliced from 18 exons. The record is from RefSeq and is a predicted model, not a curated record.